AUGUCCGAUACCGAAGAUAUCAUUUUUAACAAAGCUUACCGAAUAUUUGAUACUGUCCCAGGCUUUGGAACUUUCUUUUCACUUGUCAGAGCAGUAUGGUAUGGAUUUCAUGGAAAUAUCAAGGAGGCUGCUAUUUCGGCUGUUAAUGCUUUUCAGGGAUCAGUCUGUGACGCUCUAAUAUUUACUGGAAUAGAAGAACCGCUCCGCAUAAUGCUUGAGUUUGAAACCAAAAAAAUGUUAGAAAAGAAAGAACAUCCCCAUAUAAAUCAUGGUACAGAACAAUAUGUUUUUGUUGUUCAUGAUAAUGAAGAAAAUCAAUUCAAAAAGGACAUGGAACAAUGCUUUAAUGAAAUGUGCCAUAUUGGUAGUCUUCAUGGAGCAUCUUACUCAGGAAAGAUAUCAUACGAAUCAUGUAUAACUAAUAGAAUGAUUACUGUAUUUUUACCAUAUGGAUUGAAAAAUGGAGGCCCAGUUAGUGUAUAUUUACAAUAUGGAAAUCAAGACGCGUCGAGUGAUGAGAACUUUAACCAUUCGAGUCUUGGAAAUUUUAAACCUUUAAAGUUGGAUGGACAUCCAGUUCUAAAAUACGGAAUUCUUUCAUUGAAUAUGAUGAAUGUAAAAAGUGAAUUUAUUACUUCGACAAAUCUUUAUAUAGGUUUAGCAGAGAACAUUCGCUUUUUUAUUCCAGUGGAAAAUAAUAAAUUUAUGAUUCCUUAUAAAAAUCAAAGAAAUGCAAAUAUUGUUUUUAGAGACAGAAUUAAUGUGGAAAAAAUUAAUGCUAUAUUUUAUUUUGACAAUGCAAAUGGAAGAAUAGUGCAUCUUCGUACUGGAUUGGUAUUGGAAACUGAAAGUAAAGAAUCUUUAAGUUACGUUGUAUUAAAAGAUAUUGAUCAUAGCGUAAAUAAGAAUGAUUUUCAGAAAUGGGAUAUAAUAUAUUACGAUAAGGGUCAUUUUAAAAUCUACUUAAGAGCUAACCAUAAUUUAUUGCUGGACAGUGCCGAUGAAGAUAAUAAUCUCAUGUUAAAAUAUAAGCAUAAACGUGAUCUGAAUUGUCAGAAUUGGAGUCUUGAACAA
Dentiscutata heterogama is the source of this 1074-nucleotide messenger RNA. The record is from the annotation of a GenBank genome assembly. Lineage: Eukaryota; Fungi; Glomeromycota; Glomeromycetes; Diversisporales; Gigasporaceae.